AGGGAGCGUUGGGUUGACAAGGACAUUUAAAGCUGAUAACACCUAACUAUACACCUUCCGCUCAUGGCCUCACCCUGUAAUUGUGCACUCUAGCUAACUCCUCCUUCAUUUUAGUACCCAUUUACUACCACCACCAUCAUCAUCAUAUAUCAUCCUCUUCAAUCUAAUCUAAUCUGGACUCUCUCCGAUGGCGAACGACGCUGCCCUCAGAACCUCUCUGCUUUGGCUUGCAGCACUUAUAUUGGUGGUUGGCAUAUGCACUAACUCGUUCAAGAAGAUGAUGGUUACUUACGUUUUGGGUGUAGCUGGGAUUGGUGGUGUGCUUCUACCUGAUUGGGAUUACUUCAACCGUGAUUUCUCCCGUUGGCCUUACCCUGUUACUUCUGAGGAAAGGGAAGCCUCUCUUCAUCAAGGAUCUGGAUUUCUAAGAUUUGCAAAUUCUCCUUUGAGAGUGAUUGGUUAUAUCGGGGUUUACGGAUAUGCAAUUUACAAAUGGUGGGAGUACGUAUCAGGAUAAUGAUCAUCGAAUUUUGUGUUCAUGAGCACGAAUUUUAGCCCUUAGUUUAUACUUUGGUUGAUUUUAUUUGUUUAAUUUGGAGGAAUCCAAAAACCAGAGCAGUGAUUGCCAAAGAGGUGCUUCACUACUUGUCAGAGUAAAAAUUCAAAAGAAUAACUAGAAUGAAUUUGAUCCUCUCUUUUGAUAUACGGACACUAGGAACAAGUGUUCAAUACAUUUAAAUUAUUUGUUAUUUUUUUUGUAAAGUACAUAAUAUCAAUCUAGUUAAUUAACAUCUUGACGAUCAUAUAUGGUAAACGUGUGAUAGUUAGAUAUUUGUAAGCUUAUGAUUUCAUAGUUAAUGUAUAGUUAUAG
Molecule: messenger RNA, 871 nt
Organism: Lotus japonicus
Lineage: Eukaryota; Viridiplantae; Streptophyta; Magnoliopsida; Fabales; Fabaceae
Product: signal peptidase complex-like protein DTM1
Exons: 2
Coding region: 188-517 (109 amino acids)
Biological process (GO): anther wall tapetum development
Cellular component (GO): signal peptidase complex; endoplasmic reticulum membrane
Source: RefSeq, a predicted model, not a curated record